GGUUGGUGGUGAGUGCAUAGUGGGAGUGAUUAGGCGUUGGAAAGACGGGGGAGAGAUGUCCCGGCGCAUGCACGCAGCCGCGAGCGCAUGAAUAUCAUCUCCACUGUGCCACUUCGGAAGUAGGUCACCCACCGCACGCCGAUUUGUUCGCCGCGUUUCCUGCUUCUCGCUCCGCCGAUCGACACGAGAAGCGUACCGAAUCUAAACCAGCAGCGACGAAAAUCGGAUUAUUAUUGCGUGCGCGUGCGUGUGUGUGUGUGUGUGUGUGUGCGCGCGUGUGUACGCGUGUAUUUGUGUACGUGUGUUUGUGUGCGUGUUGUUGCGCACGCGUGCGUGUGUGUGCGUGCGCGUGCGCAGGGUCUAGUUGGCAAUCGCGACGGGACACGGAAGCUAGACGAUGAACCGCGGCGGUGAUUGCAGGCAGAGAUGAUCGCAUCGGAGCUUCUCUAAAAACACUCGCCCGUGAUUCGUAGCUGCGUGCGCGGACUCUUUCGAGCCUCCGUGAUGGAUUGAUCGACGAUCUGCCUCUUUUGCGCUCGCCUUUUUCUCCCCCCACCUCUCAUCUCAGCACUCCUGCCCCGGCAUGCUGUCACACUGACCGCGGCCAAAGAGCGAGCGUGUGGCCCCACUUGACGUUCCACGAUGAUUGGUGCUGACGAGCCACUCUGAGUUCCAGCCGCCGUCGUAGAAUCCCGUUGAUGAAGACGUGGGGCGCACUUUCCGCUCCAGGACGAGAUCAUGGUGAAAGCUCAGAGAUGCCAGCCAGCGAAAGAUGGGAAGCUAGGCAAAGAAAAGGGAGGCGGGCUGAGAAAAGGUAAAGAUGGAACAAAGGAACUGAGGAAAAAGAAGCAGAAGAAGAAAGAGUCACAGGCAUUUCGGAAGAAGACUUUGGCGGGUCAAGUUCAAGAUGCACUGGAUUGUUGUGUUCUGCUCACACGUCUGGAGGAGAAAUGUGCCGCGGGUAAGUCGAAGGAUGCGCAGAAAACCUGCAAGCAACCAAGUGUUAAGACCAGUAAGAAACCGCAGUCUUCUCAAAACCGGACCAAAACUCACAAGUCUCAUAAAACGUUCAAGAAAUCUACUUGUCAACAAGCACUGGAACCAAAAAGUAGCAAAUCUGACACCUUACUGAUGUGGCCCCCGCUUGUUCCGGAGCCUCGCAGGAGAAGAAUGGCUUCUCUCAACGCGGAGGCUGUCAACAGCCUGCUGCUCUACAGGGCCGAUCCCUCGGCAUCCAGUCUCAUUAAGAAAGAGCAGUCUUUGAAUCAAGCGCCGUCUAAAGGUGAAUGCAGACCCCAUAAAUCCAAAAAGGUUCUUCGGGGAGGGAAAACAGACCUGAAAGAAAGUCGUAAAAAACAAAAACGGCCCACGGCGGAGGCGCCGCCGCCGGUCGACUGGUUGACUUUGUUCGCCCCGACGCCUCGGCGACAGGCGGGCCUCACUGCCGCUACGCUGCUCAAACUCACCGGUUCCCUCUAUGGAAACAAGCGGCAAAAGAAGCAAGAGGCCAAGCCUGCCGGCGAAAGUAAAGCGAAGGCUUUAACUCAGGUUGAGAUUAGUGGUAAACCUUUAAGUGGAGCAACACUGCAGACCAAAAGAAGAACAAAUCCAAAACACAAUAAGCAGCUAAAGCACAUUAAACAGGGUAAAGAGGAUCCAGGCUUUCCGGCCCAGGGAUUCUGUAGUCUUUGUAAGACGGAAGCUGUGGAUCCCGAGUGGAAGUCUAGUGGACAGGAUUGUUUAAAAACCCCGCUCCACUGUGGCUCGGCACUCGGAUUCUCCUUAAAAUCAAUCAAAGAGGAGCAAGAGGAGACGGAUGUCUCCUCCUGCUACUGCUGCAGCCAGGAGAGAUGUGUGGAGUACUGUCACAGACUGGCCCUCUUCCUCAAGGACAAGGCCGUCAAGGAACCCGACGACGAAGGUUCACUCUCCGAGGUGUUCCACCACCAUCAUCACCACCACCACCAUCACCACCUCCACCACCCGGCAGCCAUAACCAUCACGCCGCACGCGUACGCCUGCUUCCCCAGCUACUGCGUCCACUUCAGCCACCCGGACACCUCGCCGUCCUCCAUGACGCCCCUCGCUCUGUGUCCAAAAAGCAGCAAGAGACCCAAACUGCUGCCCAGAUCUGGCCCGCAGCCCUCAGGGAUUUCCCAUCCAGUCUACUGCUGCACCUCUGUGGAAGCGUGCUACGGAGAGCCCUGCAGGAUCAACAGCUAUUCCACCUACAGCAGUGUGAUUCCGGCCAUUUCCAGAGAUUGCGCCAAAUGCACCCGUGGCAUCAACAGAGAUGACUACUCAUCAACCCUCAAAGACCACCACAGCCCGUCCUCCGUCCCUAUCUGUCCCAGCCCAAGAAUCCUCACUGGCUGUCCCAUUCCCGCAGUGCCUCCAGCCAGCCAAUCAGUGCCCCUUGUUCAGACGCCUCUGUCGGACCCCAGCCAACCGCAGCCCCCGCUGCAAGUGGCCAAGGAGUGUCCGCAGAGCGCCAAGCCUCCCAGCGGGUCUCGGUCUGGCGCCCGCAGCACGGGAAGCAUCGGCUCGCUUGUGUUCCCGCUCAAAAAGGAAAAGACGCAGAAGUUGGGCUCUGCCGGAGCCAGAGGGCAAGCUCAUGCCAAGCAGCCCAAGAGCGGACGUCAAAAAAGCACCAACGGCUGGCGCCCCGUCGGCCUCCCCUUUGAAAAAGAAGUUUUCUCUUUGGGAGAGGAAGCUGUGGUGCCGAGGAAGUGUUUCCAGGGAGUCGAACGGGACGGAGAGCUGAUCCGGGUCAGGGACACGGUUCUGCUGAAGUCCGGGCCGAGGAAAAAGUCUCUUCCUUAUGUGGCAAAGAUCUCAGCACUGUGGGAGGAGCCCGAGACAGGAGAGUUGAUGAUGAGUUUGUUUUGGUACUACCGUCCAGAACACACACAAGGAGGACGCAACCUUAAUGUACAUUGUCAGAAUGAAAUCUUUGCGUCCCGUCACCAAGAUGUGAACAGCGUGGCCUGUAUUGAAGAUAAAUGCUAUGUCCUGACACUGGCACAGUAUUGCCGAUUUUGUGCCUUGGUAAAACGGCGCGGGGAGGGCGUACCCAACAGCGCCGCCUCCCUCCUCGUCCCCGCUGCCGUCGGCCACGCCGCUCCCAGCCACCGCUGCGUGCCAGACGACGUGGAUCCAGAGCUCGUCUUUUUCUGUCGCCACGUCUACGACUUUCGCUACGGGCGCCUCCUCAAGAACCUACAGUAGCGGCUGACAAGCAACGGAACAGCACAGGGACUUGAGAUAAGGUGGUUUCAUCCGCCUCGACUUAAAUGAGCUCUCAGCCCCGCUGCCUGCGAAAGGGAGGGCGUGGACGUUUGAGGAUGAAGGAACGUGAGAUUACUUUCUCUUAGAAAUUUCACAAUACGAUACGACACACACCAGUGAAGUAAACGUUAAGGUCUGACGCGUUGCAUUGAAGCGAUAAUGGCUGUCCAAAUGAGUUUAAUCAUACACUGCUUCCUGUUUUGAGUGCGCUCUGUGUAGAAUGUUCUCCUGCAGGUCUUAGAAAUGUGCCAUUUGAUGGAUUUGAAGGAGCUUAUACGCGACUAAUGGAAGUAUCUGCCUAUCACUCCCGCACAGGCGCAACAUCAGAGGCCUUUACUUCCAUCAUUGCUUACCGUGAAUGUAGGACUUUCCCUUCAUGCAAUGAUUCAGAGAUCACACUUAAAGAUGGAUGGAGAGAGGAUUGCUGCCAUUCAAAUAUAUCUCUGUCAUCAUCGAUAAGAAGUUAAAAAUGUGCGCAGUGUCACAUCUUUAUUUUGAAAAAUAGAAGGAAAAAAAGACAAAAUUAGACAAUUAUUUUCCUUAAAACACAUAAUGACAUAUUUCUUACUUAGUGCUUGGUGUACAUAUCUGGCAGCCAAUGGAGAAACUCAGAGAAAGUAUGAAUGAUGUAACUAAACCUAAAAUUUGAACAAUGCAUGAAAAAGGUCUUAUUAUUUAGUUGCUGACCCGUGCGGUGUUAGUAGGUUGUUAAAAAUUCCCAAUUGUCUAAAAGUGGGCUUUCAGGGUUGUCGUAGCACAGAUACCAAAUGCUAACGUAGCUUAGCUUUUAAAACAAAAAACAAAACAAAAAAAAAACAAAUCAGGAGCAAGAAAAAUAUCUGUUUCAUACAAAAUUGUCUGAAAUUGGAUUUCUCGGGUUUUCUUGGUCGAUAUGCUAACUUAGCUUAGCACCUGAAACAAACCAAGUCAUAUAUACUUAACACACAAAAUAACAGCUAUAAAACAGAUUUCAUUACUUUGUUUUUGGCGACCAACGGGGAUUCUCGGAAAAAAAAUAUCAAUACACAGGGUUCUCGCAGCAACCAAAUGCUAGCUUAGCACUGGAGAAAAAUAAAAAAGACCAAAACACAUUUUUAACACUAAAUGAUCAGAAAGUGGACUUGCAGGGUGUUUACAGUAAACAUGCUAACUUAGCAAUACAUGCUUGAACCAAAUCUAACAGCAUAGUGAUCAACUCUACGCAAUUGCAAAUUAUUUCCUUAAAACACAACACAGAAAAUAUUCAAGAACAGAAUUCUGACUUUGUAUUUGGCAGACACAUCAGGUGGCCAAUGGAGGUGCUCGGUAAAAACACAACACAACAAAUCGUCGAUCAAUCCGAAAGUGGACUAACUGAAAUUUUAAUGCAGACUAGCUCCUAAAAAUACAGCAUACAUUAAUGAACGGAUUUAGACUUGGUGUUCAGUGGACACAUCUCGGGCUAAGAGCAAACAAUGUUUUAAAUGAGCUGUAUUUAAUGAGUGCAUGUUAAUAAAUUACACUUUAAAUGGUUGCGCUAUGCUCAAAUCAUCAAUAAAUGUGGCGUUCUAAUGAUAAUACUGUGAUGAUACAUUUCUUCACCUCCGCUUUUAAAACUGAAACUCUUCUUAAAAUGGCAAGUUGAUGACCUUCCUCCGAUAAAAAAAAUAUGUAAUAAGGUAAAUAUUUCGGGACCAAACAAAUGCAAGACAAAUGGAUAUAAUAGUGGCUUGAUUUUGUGGUUUGUGGACACAACCUGUGGCAAAUUGAGAUACUUGACUGAUACUAUGACCGAAUAAAUUACUAAAUGUUUUUAUUGAAAAAGGCAAACCCAGUAGAACGUGUACUGACAGGGUUAUAUUCAAACAGUGAUGAUAUGUUAACUUAGCUUCACAUCCGGAACUGAAAUUCAACUUCAAAUGGCUGAAUAAUGGUGGACCUGAAAAAUAUUUUCUUUCAGAAUUUGUGAGCACAAGGAGCAAAGACCAGAUUUACGACUAAUGUAGAUUCUCGCUGAAAUGAUAGCAAAUUUGAAUGAAUUUACAGAGUUGUGGUGGCACAGCAACAAUACACGAACUUGGAUUUGCAUCAAAAACAGAAACCAGGCUCAACAACAGCCCAACAGUACUUUCAAAGAAGCCAUUGAUUAUUAUAUAAAUGUAAGUGUUUUCAUGUGCUGGUAGUUGCCCCAAAAAUCUUUGUUAAAUAAAUAAAUAAAGAUUUCAUGUCACAUUUACACAUUAAGUGACCUCAGAAGAAAUUUUCCACGCACUCGUACACUCAACAAUUUUAUUUUAUUUUUUAAAAGAGUCCUAAGUUUAUUUGCUGUAAUGGGAAAAGCAAACGUAGCUUGUGAAAAGGCAGACUGUGUAUUUGCAUCUUAUCUGGGUUGACGCCCGACUGCAGAUGGUGUUAGUUCAACACUAGGUACAGUAUACUCUUAUUCUCCACGCGCUGAGUCGACAUGUAGACGCUUGCUAGUGUUUGGCUGACAUGAUGGAUGAUGUGUUCCUCGGCGUUUGAGCGAAGAUAACCUAUUUAUUUAUUACAGAGAGAGAAUAAAAGUCAAAUUAAUUUUCUAAAUGUCAUUUUAAAAGAAGACUUUUUUUUAAGACGAGAAGAAAUCUCAAGUCGCAUCCCCUUUUUAGCUCCACUGUCCCAGACACAUUUUCGAUAUGUACACUAACAAAUUUGGUAUCCUCAGUUUUGGGAAAUUUCAGCAUGAACCUAAAAUGACGUUUCCAGGUGAACUCAGUUUGACCUUUUUUAAUCUUAGGAACGUGUUCAGCACUUUUUGAAUAACUUGUUCUUGAACAAAAAGCUGAAUGACAAAAUAUGAGGGCAGAUGCUCAAUCAAUUAAAUGACCAAUAUGUUUUUUAUGUUUGUUUGUUUGUUUUUUAAUGCCUUUCUGUGACUCUUCCAUUCUCUCUGUGGCAACUUGCUCAUGGCGCAAUCCAUGAGCGGAACAAUACAUACCCAGUCCUUUGUGAGGCUCUGAACAAGACACUACAGUGGUGCCUUGGAAUACAAGAUACAUUUGUGCCAUGACCACGCUUGUAAUUCAAAACACUCAUCUCAAAUUAUUUUUCCCAUUGAGAUGAAUGGAAAUGACUUGUUCCAGCCCCCCCUCCCCCCUCCGACCCCCUCGGAACCCCUCCAAAAUAAAAGCUAUAUUUUUGUAAUGUGUAUUUUGUUAGAAAAUCCGCGCGAUUUUGUGACCCCUCCCCCACGUUCUUUUGUUUAAUUAUUAACAUUAAAUUGUAGAUCUGGGAGAUGCAUGCUUUUUAUUGGGUGGAUAUGAAGCACCCUUUGAAAUAUUAUUGAAUCCUUUCUCACAAAAAAAUCGUAGCAAAGGGCAAGCAUUUAUGGCAGUCGUGUGUGUGUGUGUGUGUGUGUGUGCGUGCAUGCAUGCAUGCGUAUGUAUGUAUAUAUAUGUGUGUAUACAUACAGUGUGUAUAUAUAUAUAUAUAUAUACACAUAUACACACACACACAACAUAUUAUACAUUAUUUUAAAAUUGAAAAUCAGUUGUCUAAAUGUUGGGGUUUUUUUUAUUAAUCAACCCAUUACAGAAAAUAAUUUUCCCAACCUCUUUUUUUUUUUCAAAAUUAAGUGUAUAAUACAAAUAUGAUGUUUGUUUGUUUGUUUUUUUUGUACAAGAAUGCAACUUCUUAUCAUUUAUUUUAACGGCCUGCACAAAGCUUGUUUCGAUGUUUAGGAAAGUGGCACAUAUUUUGGAUAUGAUACAGCGCUUAACUUUUUGUAUAAUUUCCUACUAAAUUCCAAUGAGAACAUUUGAUUGAUGUGAUUUGAUAUGAAUGAAUAGUAAUGGAUGGAUGAAGUACGACCGCUUUGCUAAAACGCCAUUAAAUUAAGGAAAAUCCCACUCAGUGUUCUUACAGUACAGUAGAGUGCAGCAUACAUGCAGUAUGGCCUUAGAAGUCGCUCAGCUCUCCUGAUGAAUCAACGUGUGAUACUAGAUGUCUUAAUUGGUCCUCUGUGCCUGUUCCUGUCAACCCCUAUUUAAUUACAAAAAACAUAAAGUAUAUGUACAUGUAUACUGUAUAUAUACACAUACAGUAUAUUCAGAGUGUUUUUUUCCAAGAAGAGAAAUGUGAGCAGUUAGUUUAUUUUUGAUGUAACUUCCAAAUGCCUUCUCUGUCAUAUAAGUCAGAUGACACUGGUCUCAUGUUUAAUUGCACCAAAAAAAGAGAGACAAAAGGGAGACAAGAGUUUCCCAUAUGGAAAAGAAGAAUUUAUGAAGAUCAUUCCUCUGGGUGUAGAAGAACGUUCAAAAUCAAAUUGCGACAUUGUUUCUGAUGUGAGCUGUUUUAUGUUUGUGUUCUCUUGCAUGGCAUUUUGGAAGUAUCUUGGAAAUAUUAAUCACAGCACAGUUUAUUUGUAUUGAUUGAAAUGGACCUCUGUAAUAUAAGACAAAUAUUUAAUUGUAAUAAAUAAUAUAUGAGCUCAAA
Messenger RNA from Hippocampus zosterae (dwarf seahorse), 7740 nucleotides. RefSeq names its product bromo adjacent homology domain containing 1 (gene bahd1). Bases 739 to 3228 code for a protein of 829 amino acids. NCBI's taxonomy places the organism in Eukaryota, Metazoa, Chordata, Actinopteri, Syngnathiformes, Syngnathidae. Gene Ontology annotation, molecular function: chromatin binding. The record is from RefSeq and is a predicted model, not a curated record. The transcript has 7 exons.